Molecule: messenger RNA, 10381 nt
Organism: Calidris pugnax (ruff)
Lineage: Eukaryota; Metazoa; Chordata; Aves; Charadriiformes; Scolopacidae
Gene: TRMT9B
Product: KIAA1456 ortholog
Exons: 4
Coding region: 4875-6329 (484 amino acids)
Biological process (GO): tRNA wobble uridine modification
Cellular component (GO): cytoplasm; nucleus
Molecular function (GO): tRNA binding; S-adenosylmethionine-dependent methyltransferase activity
Source: RefSeq, a predicted model, not a curated record
AAUUAAUUACCAGAGUUGUUAGCCUUAUGUAAGCAAAUCAUCUUGUCUUGCUAAACUUUCAUUGCAGCUAGUUUAAGUAUUCACAGCAGGAUUCCUAUUAUUUUGUUUCAUUAUCCUUUAUUUACUAAUAAAGCUGUUUUACGUAGUGAUUCAUAUCUGGAAGCAAUUUAGUAUGUCAUCAUGCUCCUAUUUGUUGUCUUCAUUAAUGAAAUGAGAAAACAUUGUCAAUCAGACAAUGGAGGUUGUUACCAUGAUUUAUAAAUUCAGUCCUAGGGGUAAGCAAAGUUCUGAUCAAGCAAUCUUAGGUCUGUUUUUGAGAAGGGCUGGAGUUGGGAUUUGCAGGUGGAGAUUAACUGGAUUUUUGUCUUUUCUUGGAAAAAAGACUAUGGUUUAUAGAUGACCGUUAGGGCUGUAUGUUUAGCUUUUUGUGGCUACUUAUAUUUGCAUGAAAAGACUGGUAAGUCUGAAGCGAGCUGGAAGGAACCUGAAAGUGUUGCUCACUGUAUAGAUCGUUCACCCUGUUCUGUAGGUAAAGGGAGGGAAUGCAAAUUGGAAUAUCUCACUUUUUACCUCGCUGUCAGUAUCAGCUGCAGCUGCAGAUGUUAUUGCUGGAGAGCAGGGUAUGGUGGGACGUAGACCUGGCCCUUGUGGUUUAUACUGUUCGAUUUAAGGCCGGUGAUUAAUUAGGUUAUCGCAUCCAUAGCUGGCGUUGCAUGCAUAACUAAGAUUGAUGUUGCUGUGGCAACCUGGAGAGAACAACUGUGCUGAAUUUCCCAGGUCUUUGAAGUAGGUGUUCUCCUAAUCCGAAACGGGAUUGAGAAUUCCCAUCAGCGCAUGAGGAGUGUAACUAAGAGGGGCCCUCAUGAGCAGAUUGAAAUCUUGCAUAUCUGACUCUCAGACCGAGUUGAGUAAAUUCCUGCUCCUCAUCAAAAGGUUAGAGAAAACAGGCAUUUGCAAGAGAUAAGACAAAAGGAAAGCCUGUGACUCAAAUUAAUCAAGAGCAAUUGAUUUGAAGACAAAUAGAAGCGAUGCAGGAUUUGAUGACUACUAUGAAAAUCAUGGGGUGCUUCCAAGAGGCCAUUGACAAAAAGGUUGGAAUGUGUUCCAGGUAUUGUGACUGGCCUGGAAAUAGAAGCAAGGAGGAACUGAACAUGAGCCAGGUCAGGACUUCACAGUGUUGUACUUCAAAUUAAAAUAGUGGUGGUGACGUGACACAUGCUAAGGUAGACGGAGGAAGACGUGAAAAUCAUAGGUGGAUGGGAGGGAUAACUUGAGGCAGAUGAGGAGGACUGUGAGGGGUUCAGAAGAACUGCAGGAAGGUGUGGAAAGCUUUGGGUGUGCUGCGGUAGAGGCAGAGUUUUUGGACUGAAUGCUACCUCCUGUGCUUCAGUGGUAGGGCACUCCUUGUAUCUGGGAGCCAGCAACUGCUCUCUCUAUUUGGGAAUGAAGUAUUUAAUACCAUUAGUCAAAACUGCAAGCCAGACACCUUCAAAAACAAACAAACAAAAACCCAACCCAAAAAGUCUGGGGAAAAAUAAAAAUAAAAAUAAUGCUCACUUUUUAAAAUGUUGGAAAAUGGGAUUAUUCAUUUUGGGUUGUUGUCAUUUCAAGGUCACGUUUAAAUGUAUUUAUUACUUCAGCAGUGAUAGAAAAUGUCCAAGCAACAUGACUUUCCUUCAAGCAGUACCCUUGAAAAGUUAAUUUUCUAAAAGGUUUCAAAAUGUUAAUGGAAAAAUAAGAAAUUAGAUUACCUUGCAGUCAGGGAACUUCUAGUGAGGUGUGUGGCUAUGAAAAUAUAUGCUAUCAUACGUUUGUACAAUUCCUUUUACCUCCUGGAAAGCUGUUUAAAGCUGAAAAUAGUUUAUUUUGCCUUUUUUUUUUUUUUAACAAAGAAGGAGAACAGCAGUGUGGGAAAGAGUCAGUGGGCCAUAACCUAUUUACUUUCAGACAGUUUUGUUCAUACACCGCAGUUAUGGACUGGUGAGCCAUUUCCCUGCAAGUUCAAUGGGGACAACGCUACGACUUUCAUCCAGUUUUCUCACUUUGUGGAUCAGCUUGUUCUCAGCUUGUUGAUCAACAAGGGCUUGGUGCAGUCUCUCAUUGAUGAACCUCCAUGACCAGGAGGCACUGAAAGGGCAGAGGAUCCCACUCUUCAUUUGUUGUCCAACUGACUGCUCGUUUGCAGGACUCUCACGUUUCUUAACGCUGCAGCCACCUUUUGGGGCCAUGCCAAGACUUGCUGCAGAGCCACCCAACAGCUGGGUGCCCGUUUACUGCCUGCUCCUGGUUCUACACCAGGUCUCGACAGAAGAGUAAGGUACCACACACAAGAAGAAUUGAGCCAUGGGGAAAGUGUGUCCAUAAUCACCACCUUCUGCUCUUCUUCUCCUCUUUGCUGGCUUAUCGGACAGCUUGCAGGAAACUUAGAAGUGGAGCAUCUGCUGAAGCAGUGGAAUUUCUGGGCAACUUGGAUUUUCAUUACCUCCUUUGGAAAAGAGACUUUGCAAUUAUUCUGGAAGUUACAAUGCAGAAUUUGGAUGAACUAAAACUUUUUUGCAAUUUCUGUGCAACAGAGGCACUGUGUUGCACUUUCAAGGCAAAAAAGGUUGUAGCAGUUGUUUUUCUUUAUAAAGGGAGAGAGAGAGGUAUUGAGUUUGGCUUGAGAAGUUAUGAAGUUCUAAGUUUCUGAUGUUUUCAGUGACUUGAGACUUGUGUGGAACUGGUACAGCUGCAGCCCAGGUUCGACUCCACGGGUUUCUUGCCUUUUGUAACCACUGAGAUGAAGAGGUUUAUUGCUGGGAUGUUUCCUUGCCGUGCUGCAAAGUAAAACCUUGUAGUGUUACGGAUCUUGACUGGAAAGUCAAAUUGGCAAGUCAAAUGUCAUCACGUGACUUAAUUAUCUACAAAACAUAAACAAUCAGCAGAAAUGGAAAUUGUUAUGAAAUGAACUGCGAAGAUUGAACAAAGAGCUUUCAAGUGGAAACACUGAAGCACAUAGUAACCAGACAUGAAAUAUAAACUAGAGCAAGGAGCAUAUCAGAUGGCAAAAGAAAAUAAAUGAUUGUUAGUCUUUGGAAUUUCUGCUUAUAAAUAGAGGACUUCCAGGCAGUUGAACGACAAAAUAGAGUAUGUUUUGAGGCAGAGAAGAAAGAUAGCUGCAGACAUGAAACAUCCAAUUUGUUUUAUUUAAGGGUCAAAUAAGAAAAAAAAGAACGGGUUUUUGACUCUAAGGAAUAGUUAUUUGAAAUUACUGCAACUAACCCAUCCUAUUUGACAAUAUAACUUGAAAUGGCAUUCUGAGAAAAGUUCUGAUUGAGUAACUUCUGGCACAUGUAAUAUAAUUUCAAGCCUGUGUUUCAAUACUGUCUCCUUCUGUUGUUCAGUCUGUUAUAGUUUUCCACUCUUCAAGAUGACACUGAAAAUGUGCCUACUUGGAAUUUACUAUACUGUUACUGAGGUUUAUAUAUAUAUAUAUAUAUUCAGGUACUAAAAGGUGAGCUAAUGCAUCAUAUAAGAAAAUUGUGGAUCAUGCCAGAAAAAAAAAAAAAAGGAUUGUGAAAACAUUGAACGUAAAUGCUUUGAAGACACAUACUCAUGAUACAACAGUCAGAAUAGACUGUGACAAUUUGGCCUGACUUCUUACAUAGCAGAGUACAUAAAACCAGUGAAAUGGAUCAAGUCUUACAUAUUAUUCUUUUGGGCACUCACACACACUUAACUUGAACUACCUUAUUAUUAUUUUUUUUUCAGUCAUUAGGAUUAACUCACAUUUUCUAAAUUAAAAAGAUUGCACCUGUAGGACAGGUAUUUUGAAGAGCUCAUAAUAUUAUUUGUUAUUAUACCCAAUAUUUUAUUUUAAAUCUUUUGUCAUAAUAACUUAUUUCAACAGUAAAAAUGACAGAAAGAAACAUUUUUAUUAUGAUUUGAAAAUGUAUAUGAUUUGAAAAUCAAGGAAAAUAAGAGAACAACUUGUGUGUCUCAAUUCUUUGUUUCUGGCACAGCCAAAGGAAUUGCUUUUUUCAUUUCAUCUUGAUAAUAUAUUGCUUAGUUUCUUGAAAGAAGUUUGGAAACAGGCUUCAAUCUCUGCUGAGUACUUGGACAAUUAAAUAAGUUCUGUCUUAAUAAUGGAAAGGAAUAUUUCCUGAAUAAACAGGCAGUUUGAAUUAGUUUGAAGAAUGCCUGAACACUUUGCAAAGUAAUCUCAUCAGCCUCCAUCAGAUAGUAGAGUCUGACCUGGUUGGCACUUAGAUGAGGGGAAAUCUUAAGGAAGAUGGAAGAUUUUGUAUAAAGGGAUUCAGUGUCUGCUUCCACUUGGUGUUUUACAUGAGAUUAGGAGUAAUAUUAAGUGGAAGAAGAUACCACUUUUCAAAUGAAUCAUCAAACUGAAAUACUUUGCUAGAAAAUGAAGAUAGUGGAGUGGGAGCAAGGAAAUCAUGGUUUUGUUGCUGAAAAAUUUCAACCAACUCAUCAAUUCUAGAAGGUAGAUAAAACCACAAAUAAUUUAGGCUUGAGUUAGGGGCUUUGGUUUCAGGGUUCAGGCUAUAUUUCAAAUAACAUACUGGUUGUUUGCCUACCUACUCACCUUAGCUACAGCUGGAAAGUCUAUUCUUAAAUUCCUGUUCUUAAUCAUUCUGCACUCCUGCUGGAUCCAGGCUCAGUUUUGCUCAAGGUAAGUUUUUACUGCAUUGGUGAACUUGUUUAAGAAUGUGCAUAUUAUUGAAUAGGCCCAUGUGCUUAUACAGUGCUCCUCAGGCAAGAUGAUAGAUUGAAAUUUUUUCUUGAUUUUUGCAAAAUAAAAUCAGAUCCUUGGAGUAAAGACCAUUUUAUAAAUUUCAUAACUGUUAGAUGGGUGUAAACUUAGAAGGUCCUGAAUUAUGCACGUCUGUAAAAUGUUAAGUCUCCGCUUUGCACGAACAGCGGUUUGUGUUGCCUUGUACAUAAUCUUUCUUCUUUCUGUCUUCAGGAUGGAACAUGAAGCUACCCAGCUAGAAAAGCAGCACGUGCACAGCGUGUAUGAGAAUACAGCUGCCUACUUUAAUGAUCUGCAGAGCAAAGCGUGGCCUCGUGUCCGAAACUUUCUGCUGGAGCAAAAGCCUGGCAGUCUCGUUGCUGACAUAGGUUGUGGAACUGGCAAGUAUCUCAAUGUCAACAGCCAGGUGUAUAACCUGGGCUGUGAUUACUGCGCACCGCUGGUAGAGAUUGCAAGGAGGAGAGAGGAUGAAGUUCUGGUUUGUGACAACCUGAACCUUCCCUUCAGGGACCAGUGCUUCAAUGCAGUCAUUUCCAUUGGAGUGAUCCAUCAUUUCUCAACCAAACAAAGAAGAAUCAAAGCAAUAAAGGAAAUGGCGAGGGUAUUGGUACCCGGCGGCCAGAUGAUGAUUUAUGUUUGGGCUAUGGAACAAAAGAAUCGUCGCUUUGAGAAGCAAGACGUGUUUGUUCCGUGGAACAAGGCCUUGUGCUCACGGCAUUUUUCGGAAUCGAAUCAAUCCGGAGAUAAGGGUGAGUUCGUGCAGGCCGUAAAAAGCCGAGACAUACACCCUGCCCAGGUCAUCAUCUCGGACUGCGGCUACCAAACCAGUCUGCAGCCAGAAACUGGUCCAGACCAUCCCCACAGCACGGACCACUGCUUAUCCAGAGCCUGCUGCGUCAAAAUUUCCGAAGAAGAAAACAGGUUUUACAGUGCUCUGGGAAGAUCUUUCCGCUCGUGGUUUUUCUCCAGGUCUCUGGAUGAAUCAGCCCUGAGAAAGCAAGCUGAGAAAAUGAAGCCUCUGAAGAACGCCGGGGAAUGGGCAAACAGUUCUCCGCCCCUUCAGCAUUCGCGCCACUGUAGUUUGGACCUAGGUCACCAUGGGGCACUGCUAAAAGAACAAAGUUUGGAUGACGAUGACGUGUUCGUGGAAAGCCUGCCUCUCAAAAAACCACAGUGGUCACCAGCCACAGACGCACUGAAGGAUUUAAGUUUAAAUGGAGGACACCAAAGUGUAGCUCGGGGCAAGAGUGAAGAAGCUCCGUUUAUGAAUGGCCCCGUGGAGGACAGGGACUACAGCUGUGGGUGUAAUAAAGAUGGUGCUGGUAAGUCUAAUGCCAGCAAGUUUUUCAAAAGAACUUCAACAACUGACUCCACUGACUCUGCUUUGGAUUCAGCAGUGUCCAUUGGGGACCAGACGGAUGCCAUGUUGGAUCCAAAAGCCUUCAUGCGUUAUUACCAUGUUUUUCGGGAAGGGGAGCUGUGCUCCCUGGUAGAAGAGAACGUGCCUGAGCUUCAGAUACUUUCCUCCUGCUACGACCAUGGAAACUGGUGCAUUAUUGCAGAGAAAAGAGGAACGUAGCUGGAAAGAGAAGGAAGGAGAGUUCAGUGACUGAGGAUUUUAAGCUGCUCCUUGUGUUCCUGUGAUUUUUCGGUGUGACGUGGACUCCGAUUCUCAUGUAGUUGUGUGCCAUUCAUUUCUAAGUUGUUAUCUCUCCACCUAUUUAACUCUCUAAUGCAAGGUCUGUAUAUAGGAAUGUAAGUGGUAAAUGAUAUUUAUGUUUUGUUAAACUUUUAUGAAGUUAAAAAUGGAGAAUUUUAUACUGCUUUUAGCAAAUGAUUGUGUUUUUAAAUAUACUUUUCUAUUGAAAAAUAAAACCUUUUUAUAAGACAAGGAUCAGGGCAUCUUUUGUGAGAAAUACCCUCUCAGUAGGAAGUUUAGACUUUGCUCUUCAAAAGAUGAAAAUGUGUCAUGUUACUGCCUGUUCUUGAAGCCCUAUAAAUAGAGACACAGGCACAUUGGAAAAAAUACUUGACUGUUCACUGGUGGAGUGCGUGCUGCAGAACUGGGAGCAGGCAUGGUCCCAGUCCUACUUGGUUUGGAGUAGAGUUGUUAAUGGGCAAAAAUUGUGUACAGAACAAGCUCUGCAUAUUCUGACAUUUGAGGUUUGUAUUUAAGAGCAAAUGACUGAACAAAUUUUGAACAAUAUUUUUGACUUUUUGUUUUAGAAAGAAUCAGAUUUGUGUCUCAGGUGCAGGUUAAGUUUUAUACGUUAGCUCUCACAAAUACUUUAUCUUAAUUUCCUUUGCUGUAGUUUUUCAUUGGUUAUGUGUACAUAAAAGUCAAAGGGAUUUGUGAGAGUAUCAGUAUUAUGUAAAGGUUACAAAAUAUCAAAUAUUUGAGAUACAUAUAUCUUUUUGAUAAGCCUGGGAAGCUAAGAUAAAAUUAAUAAAAUUCCAGUGCAUAUCUGGUCAGCUGUCAUAUUUGCUCUCCUUAUUCACUGACAAGAGAAUAUAUAUUAAAUGGUAUGUUAAAUAACACAGAUAGGAAGAGGAUACAAGUCCAGUUUGUAUAUGAAAUACAAAUUCCUCUCUUCUACAGUUUAAAUGAAUCUUUUGAGACCUGAAAGAUAAUAGAUUGCUUAAACAACUUUUGCAUUCCAUAUAAGGCAUAAACUUGGCUGAACAUGGUGCCCAGUCAUCAUCCAGUCACACUAGAUUGUAGCAGUUGCCCUCAUAUCAUUCUUUACACCCAGUUCUUUUACUCCCCCUUCAGUAGGAGUCUUAUGAUGUGAAAUUAUAUCUGCUGUGGAUUAAAUCCACCUGGCUUUUGAAGAUCAGUACUGAUACUGUAAUUGUUACCAACUGAAACAGGGUGGGGCUGGGCUAAUUGCCUCGUUAGCACAAAGUUUCUCCAUCUUUUAGGCUUUAUUUACAGUCAGUGGUUUUAGUGUAGGGCACAUCUUCAGUUGGUGUGACCUUCCAUGGAGCUGCACAAAUUCACUCCACAGGUGAACCCUUUUGAUACACCAGUUUUAGACACCCACAUAAUUAAGAUAUCUGCUCUAUUAGUGAGCAAAUAACUUUGAUUACAAAGCAACAGGAGUGAAAUAUCAAACUUUUCCAGAUUAUGCUCUGUAAGUAGAUUGAUUUGGGGUUGUUCAGUACAAAGCCCUGAUGGUGCUGAGUAAUUUUCGAUGUAGCUGCCCAGGAGAAUUCCCAUGUGGUAAUGUAUUACAGAUUUAUCUACUGGAGCGAUGCCUGUAGAACAAUCAUCUUUGUCUUCCUCGCAAUUUGCAAUCCUUGUACUUUGUCCUCCCUGGGUCUGCAAUGCUUGCACUCCCCACUGCCUUUUUGAAAACAAAAGUGUGGUUGGAGAACCAUGCAUCUGAGACUUCCGAAAUAUUAUUCCGCUCUGAAUAUUCCUUUCGGUACAGCCUGGGGCUGUGGUCCUCUGACCCCUACCUGAGAAAGCUGGCAGCAUUCCCUGCACUGCUGGGUCCAGCUGCAUCCUUAGGCUCCAGCUCUAGAAGCACAGGGCAGAAUGCCCAUACUGGUAUAUUGCAGAGCCAGCACGGGUCGUGCUGAACUCCACAUCCCAUCUGCAAUGUGCUCAUGUGGGGCUGGUGAGGCCUGCCUCAUUUGUUGGGAAUUUCUGGCAGAGCCUGAGGAUUUCACAAGAAAACCCAAUUGCUUCCAGAUAAGAGAUGUUGGUCGAUAUUCAGCAUCUCUGGAAUUUGGGCAGUAUUAGCAAUUGAUUAUCAUCCUAUAUCCAGUUUUGAAAGUUUGUCUCUACAUCCCAGCAUGCAGAAACUCUAUUACACGUAUAUAAAAAUAUUUAUAAAAUGUUAUUAAUCUAAACUGACAGCUGGGUUCAGUUAACUGGGAGAUGGAACAUUAUAAUUUGGUUAUCUGCACUUCUGCAGUCUGUCUGUGGAGUAUUUGGUGUGUGGUCAAGCAGGCUGAUGAAAUUUGGGGUAAACUUAGAAAGAAAAGGCUUCCAUUCUCUUUACAACAGAGACUUACUGUCCUUGUAAGAGGCUGAAUCCGUGUCUUGGGCUCUAGUGAAAACUUCCUGCUCUAUCAGCUGGAUGGAAAGACCUGUCAGCUCAAAGCCACUGAGGUACUUUAAACUGUUUGCAUGUUUAUAGACUUUCUGUGCAUUGUUUGUUUUGAGGUUGUUGCCUGGGGAUGCAUUUCACAAUUAUUUAUUUCUGUAUUGCAUUUUCUCUUAUUUUGAGCUGAUGCUAUUAAGUUGCAUUACAUACAAGUUUGGAUUGUGUUAUAAAUUCCUGGAAAAAGGAAAAGGAAGGUUUGGUAAACUGCUUUCUUUUAAAAUACUCAGUCUUCUUCUGAGGACCUAUUAUCACCAUGUAACAUAAUUUUUGUAGACUUGGGAUCAAUCAGCUGAGGUCAUGAAUGUGAGGUCGUGCAGACCUCAAUUCUUUGUUCCCGUAGGCAGUCUCCCAUCUAUUUAUAGAGGCUGCCUAUGUCUGUAACAGCUUUAUCAUUUCAUAAGAAGCCCGAUUACCUCACUCGGAGCAUGGUGAAUGUCUCUCUUGAUUGGUUUCUUUUUUGAUGAGGCCCAUCUUAGGCAAAAUGUAAUUUCCAGAAGGAUCCAUGUGAUCCCAAUCUUUAAUAGCUUACAGACAUACUUAAUGUGCUCAGAGAAGUGUGUAUACCAUUGAAAAGUCUAUAGUCAAUGAAUGAAUAAAUAAAUAAACCCCAGUUGUCCUUGCAUGCUAAGACUCUCAGCAGUGUCCAGAAUACAAGAUUUGACUGUUAUAAAGUAAAAAGUAAAUAUGUUCUUGUAUUUAUUGUCUGACAGAUGGGCAGUAGGCUCACCCCAGUUAUGCCAGUAACAAACCUCCUUCUGACUGCAGUGGGCUAGGAUUGCUCCUAAGCUCCUCAUCUAGCGUUAAGUGGCACAAGAAGUCUUGAUUACAAAAGAAAAGAUGUCCUGGUUUUUUACAAUUUAAUUUACUAGUGUUGUUGUCAGUCUGAACUGGCUAAACAAAAGCUGCUUCCUUAUUCCUCUUAGAUCCAAAUGGACAAUUUCAAUUAAAAAGAUACAACUGAACAGACUUAUUUUUGAAGGACUAAUACAAUUGCAAUCUUUGAUAAAUGGCAUUUUUGUCUUUAUAUUUUUAUAAUACAUGAAAAUAUUUGUAUUAGAAGCAAAGAAGUAUAAAGGAUUUUUUUGUACUAAUGGUGACUAAUUUAAUUUCUUCCAAGCUUAUGGUGUAGGAAUUUUAAAAGCACAGGUGAGGAAUGAAAGCUAUAAAUAUUCCAGCAGAUUUUCUUCUGGUAGAUAUUUAUAUACAAGUGACUUAUGUGCACAGUUUAAAAUGCUGAGUGAAGAGCUGCGUAUGUUCCACCAGCAGAAUGUUGUUAGUGAACUUUCUGGAUAGAUUCUUAAUAGAAAUAAUGUCUCUGAUCCUGCGUCCUCUCUGCCAUGCCAUGUCUUCAUCAGGCUGUGCUUAUAUCACUGUUGGGCUGUGUUCGUAUCGACAUUGUGUUGGAUCUGCAGGUCUACCCACUUUCUUGCUCAGCAUUUUUACAGGAUUUCUGGCUACUUUAGUACUCCAGGAAAACAAUGUGUGUCAGUGUUAAAUAUAUGCAAUUGUAUGUCUA